GAGGAUUCCAACUGUCACAACAGAACAAUACUCCUCUCCAGCUCCCCACCCCUCACCGACUACCUACUCCCAAUAUCAACAUGACUGACGUUCUUGGUGUUCUUGUCAUCGCCCGUAAUGGUGACCGCACAGAGUACUACCAGGACCCCAACACCUAUGAAAGCGCCUACACCGAAAGCACUGCCCUUGGUGCUGCCGAGUCUCACCAGCUCGGAUCAUUCCUUCGAUCCACUUACAUGUCCUCGUCUUCUCCUUCAUACAUCGCGGACAUGAAAACCGACCUCGUGGACACCCAUGAGGUCCACGUUCAUGCCAAGGCUGGCGGUGAGGGUCCCGUGGUCUUUGACUCUGCUAUCGCCCUCCUUCAGGGUCUUUUCCCUCCCAACCUUGCUAACAAGAUUGUUCUUGCCAACGAGACCACCGUCGUUGCUCCUCUUGGCGGUUACCAGUACGUUCCCAUUGAGACUGUCGAGCCUGGUAACGACAAGUCCCUUGAGCCAUGGACCGACUGUCCGGCUUUCGAGCAACACAUCGCUGAUGUCUACUCAUCUUCUGAGUUCCGGGAGACCGCAAAGGCUGCUGCUCCUUUCUUCGGUUCUGUCAGGGAUUACGUUUUCGGCCGCCCUACUACUCUUGAAAAUGCUAUUUACGACUACAUGUCGACUGAGCUCUCCCACAACAAGACAUACGCUCACCGCCUUCCCCCCACGUUAGUUGAGCAGGCUCGUGGUUAUGCUGACUUCCACGAGAACGCCAUCUUCUCGGACAAGGAUGUCGGUGGUAUUGGUAACUUGGCUGGCCGCACAAUCCUCCACACGGUCUUGAGCUCCCUCACACGGAUUGCAUUUAACGGCGACCCUCUACAGUUCCUCCUCAUUGAGACUUCCUACCACCCUUUCAUCUCUCUAUUCCACAUGCUUGAGAUGACCAAGGAGAACCCUGAGAUUGCCGCUAUCCCGAACUAUGCUUCUGCUCUUGCCUUCGAGCUCCGUCGCGGACCUGCCCCUGAAGACCGUGACUUCAUCAGGAUCAAGUUCAAGAACGGCACCAGCGGCGGCUUCGAGACCUACCAUGCUUUCGGCCACAGGUCUGACAUUGCUGCAACGGAAUUCAUCUACAGGAUCGAGAACUACGCCAUUACUAGCCAGAAGCAAUGGGCUGCUGCUUGCAGCGCAGGUCUUGAGGAUGAGUGGCUCCACAUUGGCACCCAGAACGCGAUUUCCAGCACUAUCUUUGCCGUCCUGGCUGCUGUCUUCCUUCUCGGCAUGUUCAUCCUCUCCAAAUUCGUCAAGAGCGCCCGUGCCAGGGCUCAGAACACUCGCAUUCGCCUUGCUGACGAUGAGGUAAGUCGGCCGCACCUAUCUCAGAGCCAGUACCCCAAUUACGGAACCCUUUCCAACGUCGGUCCUGGUAUCGUGCCUUUCUGAAUCGUGCUGACAAACUGUCAUUUCUUCUUUCUUGUUCAUAAUAGAACGUCGUCGCUCAGUCUGCUUCCAUGAGCGAGAAGCAGCGCCUUCCCUUGUAAGCGCGGGUUUAGUAGGGUCGGAGAGGUUGAAAAAUAUCUUCACUACGUGCUUCAGCGGGGGGUCGAUUUCUUGUUUGAUUGGUAUUUGGACUGCAUCGCAUUUUCUCUUUAGACUCUUGCCACAUUUUUUCUUCUCGUUUGCAAUAUGACUGCUGUGUAGUUUACCAUAUGGGACUGGGUCUCCAUAGUUAUGAAAAUUCACUCAUUUUCUCGGACCUUGCUA
Suillus discolor is the source of this 1748-nucleotide messenger RNA. RefSeq names its product histidine phosphatase superfamily. Bases 81 to 1427 code for a protein of 448 amino acids. Gene Ontology annotation, biological process: dephosphorylation. The record is from RefSeq and is a predicted model, not a curated record. Gene Ontology annotation, molecular function: phosphatase activity. The transcript is spliced from 7 exons. NCBI's taxonomy places the organism in Eukaryota, Fungi, Basidiomycota, Agaricomycetes, Boletales, Suillaceae.